Molecule: messenger RNA, 2339 nt
Organism: Lathyrus oleraceus (garden pea)
Lineage: Eukaryota; Viridiplantae; Streptophyta; Magnoliopsida; Fabales; Fabaceae
Exons: 5
Coding region: 1227-2339 (370 amino acids)
Source: RefSeq, a predicted model, not a curated record
UGUAGUAAUCCAUAACCAUUUUUUCAUUAAGUAAUAAAAAAGAAUAAUAAGGAAGUGUGAACUACAAUUUUUCAACAAGCUUCUAAAGCUGCAGUACAAGCUACAGUACAAAUACAAUACAAGGAAAUGAAAAUUGCAUAAGCUUAGUAGCCAACACUCAUAAACGGCGAGCUACACUUCCAAAUACUUCCAGCUGCUACAAAGUGCAUCCAAAACAAAAACCGCAGCAACAGAAUAAAAUCCUGCAUAAAUAAAUUUCAGCAUAAAUAAAUUCCAGCAAAGGCAGUUUAAGAAAAGCGACUCAAUUCGAACAACAAGCUACAAGCGUAGCAAGCCAAUGCCGACGCCGUUAACCAAGCUCCAAACGUCAGCCAGACAUGAACAAAAUUCUGCACAACAAAAAUUCUGCAUUUAAAUACAACAAAAGUUCUGCAUAAAAAUAAAAACGAAAAUAACAGAUUCCUAACAAACUUCUAAUAUCACUCUCCAUCACUCUAUAUAAAUCAAUCUUCACCUAUCUCAAGCUUCUUCGAGAUUCUUCUUCUUCUUCCCUCCCUCCAAACUCUAACAAACUUCACAAUCACCAUCAAGAACCAACCUUCACAAACCUUCAACCGCUUCCAAUCUUCACUCUUCAAUUCUUCCGCGUAACUGUAUCAUCAUCACAACCGAACCACCAAAGAUCCUGCAACAAUUCUGCAGCAAUUCUCUUCAUUCUCAGAGGUGAUAAGCAGAAGGAAAAAGAAGAAAUAAUAGAAAAGAGAAAUCCAGAAGAGAUCGGAAUAAUUGGAAACUCACGAUCCAAGAGGCUUCUUCUUCAUUUCGAUCGGCAAUACCGGUGUUACCUCUUCGUCUUCGUCUUCAUCUCAAAGCGGAGACGCGAGCGAGGCCUUCAUCAUCCACCAAGAACCUUCAACAAAAUCCGUAGAAGCUCGCAACUCAUAACGGAAUUGAUGAGAAGCUCCAAUCAGAAAGAAACCGAAAAUUGAAGAAGCAGAAGAAGGAUAGGAGCAGAGUAGCAAUUGUUCAUACCGAAUCAGUAUCUAAGCGCCGUCCGCCGUCGAAGGUUGAGCAACAUGCUGAUGAGGUCUAUGUUUGGGUAGUUUUGCUUCCACAAUCUGGCGUGAGAUUGUAUUAUUUUUAAAGCUAAGUUUCUCAUUCUUUACAUAUUCUUCCCUGGUUCUUAUUUUACUUCAUUGUAAAAUUUAAUAUUUCUUAUCUUCAUCAUGAAUUUGGAACAGUUACCAGAACAUUCUUCCGUCCGAAAACAAGAACUGUUGAAUAAUUUAAACUUCAUUUCCAACCUUAAUUUUAUUUUUGUUGGUGCUUUUGAUAAUUUUCUUAUACACAGUAAUUUCAAUAGCUUCUUUCAAAAAAAAGAAAAUUACAUUUGCACCUACGUUUUAAUAUCUUUAUUUCAUUUUUUGUUUAUUUCUCAAAUGUUUUUUAUUAUAGAGCAGACUUUAUCCUUUCCCGGAUCAGAGUCUCGAAUAUUUGUUUUUAUGUUUUUCACCUGUACAAUAUCACUGAUUAUGAUGCAUAUGAUAUCUUGGCAAUUGUGUCUAAUUGUUUUAUUUAUAUGGUUGUUCUGUGUUUUUUAUUUUGGAGUUAUUCUUAGACGUUUUAAAUUUUUAAAAGAAAGUGUUUCUGACGAACAAACUCAGCUUCCUGAACACCAUUCAAUUAAAAAACAAAAAUUUUCAACAAACCUACUUCUAAUUAUAGUCCAAAAUGCUGUAGCAUUAGGUUCGUUUGUUGCUUUGGAAAUAACAAAUAAUAUUUUUUUUGAUAAAAAUUUCAUUCAAAUAUUUUUGAUGUUCGUAGGUUUUAAUUUACAUUACACUUUAAUAAUUAUUUAUGAUGUCAAGACAAGCAAUUUGAAAAAUGAAAUGUUUGAAAUAACAGUAUCUAUCCUAAUACACAAUGCUAUAUCACUUUCUUUAGCUUUUUAUAUAUCCUAUCGAUUAUUUUUUGUCAUUUUUGUCGUUGUAAUUGUUUCAAAUAUGAUACUUUAUUUUCCAUAUAAAUGGAUAUCAAAAUUGUGGACAUGGAUAUCAAAAUUGUGGACAAGGAUAUCAAAAAUAAUAAUGAACUAUUGGCAGACUAAAAAAAAUGAACCCGCCGAAGACAACGUUCCGUCCGUAUCAUUACCAAAAACAAAUCAGGAUGUCCUCCGUCAUCGUUCUUUCAGUGGUAUGAGUUAUAUCUUCAAUAGUGUUGGGUUACUCAGGAAUCAGAAGCCACUUACAAAUGGUCCUGUUCUGGAUGCUGGUUUGCUAGCAGACCCAGAGAAAAAGAAUAGGCUUCUUAAAGGAAACAGAAUAGAAAAUGGAAGCUAG